AAAACCACCGAAGAAAAAGACGUCGACGACGAAGAAGAAGAAACCCGGAAGCUGACAAACAGCGACAAAUGAAAGUCACUCAUUAUUCUCGCCCUUAUCGUCACUUUUCUUGGUUUCCUUGGCUUUUAAAUUGCUCAUUGCUGUAUUUGGACUUUUAUAAAAAGGCAUCAAAUCCGUGCCGAGCUCGCGAAUGAAUGAACACGUUUUGUUAGUCAAAAUUACCGCUUGAGAUAAGCACGAUGGAUCACGCGCAGCAACUGAGAAACCUGCGUGAUUUCCUUCUGGUUUACAACCGCAUGACUGAGAUCUGCUUCCAAAAGUGCACCAGUAACUUCAACUACAGGAACCUCACCAUGGACGAGGAGCGCUGCGUCGACAACUGCGCGGGGAAGCUGAUCCGCUCCAACCACCGCAUGAUGGGCACCUACGUGCAGCUGAUGCCCCGCAUGAUGCAGCGGCGGAUGAACGAGAUCGAGAGCAAGGCCACCGAGAACGCCAAGGCGGCCGAAACCGCCGCCGUCGCCUCAGCCGGACCCGAAACCACUGCUGCCGCGACCCCUCUGGAGUUGCGGUCCCCGUCGUUGCAGCCGGACACCGGCGGCGUCGAUAUUUCGCAAGCUGAGACGUGAACGCUCCACGGCGCAGGGUGUCGAGCUCUCUCAUCGAGAAGAUGUGCCUUCUAAGAACGGCCGAACUUUAUUUAGGGUUGAUCGGGACCACUUUAAAUGGUGGCAGGUGUCUCCCGAGUCACAUUGUGAGUUAUUCGAGGAUGUGCGCAAUUGUGGAACCACAUUAUCUCUGUUUAUUUUUACUUUUCGUCUCUGGAAUAUUUGUUCCCCCUCGUUGUACAGGUUUUGAAAUUAUCUCAUUUUUAUCAAAUAAAAAUGUGGCAUUUUAUAUCAAUCUUA
Syngnathoides biaculeatus (alligator pipefish) is the source of this 908-nucleotide messenger RNA. RefSeq names its product translocase of inner mitochondrial membrane 10 homolog B (yeast) (gene timm10b). NCBI's taxonomy places the organism in Eukaryota, Metazoa, Chordata, Actinopteri, Syngnathiformes, Syngnathidae. Gene Ontology annotation, cellular component: mitochondrial intermembrane space chaperone complex. The transcript is spliced from 3 exons. The coding region runs from base 240 to 629 and encodes 129 amino acids. The record is from RefSeq and is a predicted model, not a curated record.